Hippocampus comes (tiger tail seahorse) is the source of this 1580-nucleotide messenger RNA. Its product is annotated as potassium channel subfamily K member 1-like. The record is from RefSeq and is a predicted model, not a curated record. NCBI's taxonomy places the organism in Eukaryota, Metazoa, Chordata, Actinopteri, Syngnathiformes, Syngnathidae. The coding region runs from base 72 to 1085 and encodes 337 amino acids. Gene Ontology annotation, cellular component: plasma membrane. The transcript is spliced from 3 exons. Gene Ontology annotation, molecular function: outward rectifier potassium channel activity; potassium ion leak channel activity. Gene Ontology annotation, biological process: stabilization of membrane potential; potassium ion transmembrane transport.
CGCCGCUCGCUCUUUCCAUUUCCCCCCCGGCUUUUCAUUUUCGCGGUGCAUUUCGUGUCCAUUUCCACAUUAUGGGGGGCGUCUGCGCUCGCUUCGCCGAGGACCACCGGCCGGGGCUCAACUUUGCUCUGCUGGUGGUCACCUACGCCGCUUACCUGCUCGUCGGCGCCGGCAUCUUCUCCUCCGUGGAGCUGCCCUACGAGGUCCGACUCCGCGAUCAGCUGGAGGCGAGUCGCCGUGACUUCCUGGCCAACAAUACGUGCGUGUCGGACGACAGCCUGCGCCAGCUCCUGGCGCACGCGCUGGAGGCCAACAACUACGGCGUGUCGGUGCUGGGCAAAAGUAGCCGCCGCAACUGGGACUUCAUAUCCUCGCUGUUCUUCACCAGCACGGUGCUGACCACCACGGGUUACGGCCAUACCGUUCCUCUGUCGGACGAAGGGAAGGCCUUCUGCAUCAUCUACUCGGUGGUGGGAAUCCCCCUUACCCUCUUCUUCCUCUCCGCCGUGGUGCAGAGGAUCAUGGUGGUGGUCACCCGCCGUCCCCUCGCCCACUUCCCGCGCCGCUGGGCCGUGUCCAAGGCCAAGUUCGCCGCCGCCCACGCGGUGGCCCUCAUCGUCGUGGUGACCCUCGUGGUCCUCAUCAUCCCGGCGUGUAUCUUCUUCACCGUGGAGCGGGACUGGAACUUUCUGGAGUCCCUCUACUUCUGCUUCAUCUCCUUGACCACCAUCGGGCUCGGAGAUUACGUCCCGGGAGAGACUCAGAGUACGGAGGACGACCCUCACCGGGACCUCUACAAGCUGGUCAUCACUUUGUACCUGCUCAUAGGUCUGGUGUGCAAUCUGGUGCUGAUGGAGACGUGCGUGGAGCUGCCACAGAUGAAGCGCCUGCGCCAGCGCUUUUACCGGGACGACCUGCGCGAGCUGGACUCCGAGACGGCCAACAUCAUCGAGCGGGAACACACCGCCGACGCGUCUGACCACGUCAUCCCGUCUGUUUCGGAGCACACCGACACCGUGCGGGACGGCGGCAGGCCGGCGGUGCCGUACAUGCUUGCGCCCAACCUCAACGGGAAGCUCAACUAGCACGACGGAAAAUGGUCACCUGCUGUGCAAUGGGCGGAGUUUACAUGUUCUUUGAGGGACCGGCUGAAAUGGACCUUUCUGUUGCUCGGAUUAAUGGCAAUGUGCUCUUUUGACGUGGAACUGGUGAGCGAGCGCAACACUUGACUUGAGCUAGCAAGCUAGGAAAUGCUUUUCACAAAUCUGAUAAGGUGUUGGAAAAGUACUGUGAUUUUUAUUUUUUUUUUCCCUUGUCAGAAUUUUCCCUCCUGAUAAGAGCUGGGGCGUGAAUGCCAAGGAAGGGCUGCUAAGUUUCCGCUUCCUGUCAAAAUGGGGGCUGGUAGAGCAAGUGCGCCAUGACACUACCUCGUAUUCCAAAACAGCGACCUGCACGUUGUAGCCUGACAUCACUUCAUUUACCAAGCAAAAUAUGACCAAGUGGUGCUCCAUCGACAGCACACCUCUGCCAAGAGGUUGCCAAGAUUAUGAAUGAGUUACUGAAAAGCAGGGCAAAAAAAG